Anoplopoma fimbria (sablefish) is the source of this 2849-nucleotide messenger RNA. RefSeq names its product tweety family member 1 (gene ttyh1). The record is from RefSeq and is a predicted model, not a curated record. Gene Ontology annotation, cellular component: plasma membrane; smooth endoplasmic reticulum membrane. The transcript is spliced from 15 exons. NCBI's taxonomy places the organism in Eukaryota, Metazoa, Chordata, Actinopteri, Perciformes, Anoplopomatidae. The coding region runs from base 121 to 1890 and encodes 589 amino acids. Gene Ontology annotation, molecular function: intracellularly calcium-gated chloride channel activity; volume-sensitive chloride channel activity.
UACCCCUUUGAGUGGGUUAAUAUUUCACGGACGCCGGCGAAGUGAAGAGACGAGGAGGAGAGAGAAACCUCCCAACACAACCGACUGAGGGUGGAGGAGGGGGACCAGUGGCAGUAGAAAAUGGCUGCCAUGACAACGGUGCCCAGCUAUACCCCUUCACUGUGGGUGAGAGUGUGUCAUGCCCUCCCCCGGCUGGACCUCACCAUGCAGAUGAAGGACAACAUCUUUGUCCCCGACAGCUGGGAGUACCAGCAGACUCUGCUGGUUUUGUCCAGUUUGUCAGCCAUAGCUCUCGUCAUCUCCCUCCUGGUGGUCCUCUCCUUCCUCAUACACUACUGCUGCUGUCACCGUGGCGACCGGAGCGAAGGAUCAGAGGAGGAGGAGGAGGACGAAGAUGCCAGCACAGGUCACGGUUACAGCGGGAAGAAGGGGCGGGGCAUCUGCUGUGUCACGUGGGUGGCGGUGGCGUCUGUCACCCUGUGCUGUGUUGCCAUUGGCGUCGGUUUCUAUGGCAACAGCGAGGCUAAUGAUGGGAUGUAUCAGUUGACCUCGUCUCUUCUCACAGCCAAUUAUACGCUAGCUUCCAUCGAUAUGCUGAUUUCAGACACAAUAUCUGGGCUCCAGCUGUCCGUCUCCGGCCCCCUGACCUCGAUGGAGGAGCUCUUUACUGGCAGUAAACCCUUCCUGGCGUCGACGCGGAACUGCCGGAGGUUAUCUGAUAACGUGAUCAACCUCCUCUCCUCCAUCUCCCUGGCUCGGUCCAGUGUGGAUGCAGGCCUGGGGAACGACAGUAUCAGCGGGGCGUCCAUCAUACCUCUAACCCCAGUACCUCCCUCUGUGGCCCCUACAAUGGUGCCUACCGGCGGCCUGAUGCCCAGCCCCUUCUCACCUGGCUGGGCGGCCAACACGCUGAUGGUCAAUGAGGACUACAGGUGGCUUUCUUACGUGUUGUUGCUGCUGCUUGACCUCAUAGUGUGUCUGUUCAUCCUGCUCGGACUGGCCAAGCAGGCCCGCUGGCUGCUCAUCCUGAUGACCGUGCUGGCGUGGCUGGCUCUCUUCCUAAGCUGGGGCUCCCUGGGCCUGGAGACAGCCACUGUGGUGGCUCUCAGUGACUUCUGCUCGGAUCCAAACACGUUUGUAGUCAACUCCACCCACUUCAACACUGGGACCAGUUCAGAUGUGUUGGAUUAUUACCUGACCUGCAGCAGGCGCAUGAACAGUCCGUUCCAGCAGCUGCUGACCCAGUCGCAGAGGGCUCUGUCAAACAUUCACACACACCUCUCCAGUCUGGACAGAAAUGCUCUCACACAGUUCCCCAAAGCGGAGAAGUCACUCAGGGAGGUUCAGCAGAUACUCAACUCCACAGAGGGCAACUUUCAUCAGUUGGUGGCACUUCUGAACUGCCGAGGUCUGAAUAAGGACUACAUUGACUCUUUGAAAGGCCUGUGCUACGAUGGGAUGGAGGGACUGCUCUACCUCUCCCUCUACUCGUUCCUCUCUGCUCUGGCCUUCACCGCCAUCCUCUGCUCUCUGCCCGGCGCCUGGAGGAGCUUCCCCAGCGAAUCAGAAGAGUACGAAGACUCGGACAGCGAGAGUGAGGACCCCUUCACCUCCCAUCAGGCACGUAGACCGACGGCCUCGGGGUCUCAGCGAGGGGCCAUGACCCCCUUCUAUAAUUACCCGGGGGCCGGGUGGACACCCCCCUUUUCUAGUGCGCCGCCCCUCCCGACUCCAAACGUUUCCUCCAAUGGCAACCCUGGCUAUGAGAGCCUACCCUUGACUGAAAGGCAGUCCCCACCCCCCUCUUACUCUCCCAGCAUGCUGACUGGUUACGGGGGAAAUCAAUCACACCCCAACCCCGCCCAUUCGAGGAACCUGUAUUCACGUUGAUUUUUUGUUAGGAAAUGUAUAGAAAAAAAAGUUUAGUUUUCAUAUGAAUGGACACUUUACUGAAAUGAAAAAGAAACUAAUCUAAAUAAAAUGAAUGCUAGGUGUGAAUUCAAAGUGCGUAACGUCAGUACCACUGAAUAUUAUUAUUAAUAGAAGCACUUAAAAAAGAAACAGGUCUUAAAUGGACUGUUGAUAUAUAAACAACAAUAAUAUUGCUGGUAGGAUGGUUGUGCAAAUAUGAACCAAGUCCACUUGGUCCAAAUUGUUUCCCCUCGUCUGUCCAAACUCUGUGUAAACUGUGAACAGUGGUGAGGAAAGUCAGAAUGGUAUUGACGUUACUACGUUGUAGUUUUAUAUUCUUAAAUGUAUCAGUACCACCGAUUUAUUUUUAAUUUUUUAUAUAAAUAUUGUUGUAGAAAAACACUGGCACGUAGCAACAAGACACAUUUUUUUCUGUGAAUGGUUAAUGCAGUUCCUUCACUUGGUAUCUUGUUUUUUUUUAUUAUUAUUACUUUUUUUAUAGGUGGCAAUUCUGUAUUUUCCUUGUAUUACCAUAUGGUAUUCUGUAUAUCUCACUGUCUAUAAUAUCUAAAUAAUCAUGAACAUGUGCUCUUUAAAAAAAAUACUUGAGGGCUACCAAGACCCUGUUUUAAUGAUUAAAUGGAGAACUACAACUGCCACUUGAGUCUUGAGUGGAGAACUACAAAUCCCAUGCAAUGACAGCAGGUACAUAGCAAUAUGAUUCUUGCUACUGGUGCUGCAGUAGCCCUACCGUAACUAGCAAUAAUAACUAUGUAUAGCAUUGGGUUUCUGAGAUCUCUCCAAGAUGUUUUGUGUAUAUAUGGUCUGGUAUGUUGGAGAUUUCAUUGAAUCCCCCUUCCCUGCCGACUGACCUUGUUAACCCCUUGAAUUGAGUUUGUAUGGUUAUCAAUGCUCCUUUUGAAUGGCAUCCUUUUACA